Molecule: messenger RNA, 3096 nt
Organism: Fusarium coffeatum
Lineage: Eukaryota; Fungi; Ascomycota; Sordariomycetes; Hypocreales; Nectriaceae
Exons: 1
Coding region: 1-3096 (1031 amino acids)
Source: RefSeq, a predicted model, not a curated record
AUGACCAAACAGUGUGUUGACCCUCUAGCGGACGAGCUCGCACUCGAUUGGGGAGACGGUACGAUAUACUGCGAAGCGACUUGUGACCCCGAGGAUGUCUAUUACGAAGGAUCAGACGACGAAGAUUACGAAAGCUCCGCUGUCCGAAAGAUUCGAUACGAAGCAGCAGGCCAGCGAUUUCUUGAUGGCAAGACGCCACUCAUUUUGACUGCAAUACUGAAAGGCCCCUUCGAGCCAAACGAAACAAACUGGGUGAAUCCUUGGCGGUCGAAGCACCGUACAGCUGAGGCUUCUGCAAGAAUAAGGACAUCCCCUGGGAAGCUGUCAAGGUCAGCAAAGGUCAAGCGAAAGUCAACAAUACCAGAAACCGUCCGUCAGCCCCACGAUAGUCUGGAAUGCCACCUCCCGAGCCCCGAAAGCCUAAACCAGACAUCUGAGACUGAACCGCAUCCUUACCUAGAACAAGAUGAACUGGUUAAGGUCCAGCAAUGGAGGGAUUCUGUGAAGUUCGGAGAGGAACAAAAGGAUCGAUUCUGGGCGUCAACCCCACAAACAUCAGCAUCCGAGAGAAAGAGAAAAGCAAAUGGUUCUUCCUGGUUGAAACUUUUGACGAAUAAGCGUCAACGAACAGAUGUUAUGGAGUCGGGUUCUGUCGACACUCCCAUCCGGCCGAAACCUCAACUUCCAAGUUCAGCUGCCCACGCGAAAAACGCUUCUUUUACGAGUGCCCCCGGCCACUUGCCAUCUUCGGCCGUUACAGCAGAACGAUAUAUCUCAAACGUCCAGGAAGAGGCUUCAGAGGAUGAGCUAUCUCGUGAUGAUGCUGAAUCAGACCAAGCUCCCGCGGACUCGUCAUCACCCUUGUCGCACUUACAGUACACUCCGGUCCUGGACCCAGAAGUCAAUUUCGUGUCACAAAGCACGUCUGGCCAACAAACACCGAGCAAGGCUCCUAUAUCCCGACAGCAGCUCAUCUCUAGGCAAUCUGCCCUAGAGCCACAGAAUACUGCAAAGAACAUUCUUGCCAUUAGCCCAGCUUUUGAGACACAGGAAGAUGAAAGCUUCUGCUUCAAAAUGCGGCAAAAGCUCAAUCAGGACAACAACGCUACGCCGGACGAAGAUGAAUCUAUGGCAGAAGGUGCUGAAGACACUUGGUCUGGCCUUUCUUCUCACGACCAGUAUAUGGAUAGUAUCGUUUCUAUCUCGGACUUGAAGGCCAGUACCCCAACAGAGGAGCUUGUUGAUCCACAGACCUCAAAUUUGCCGGUGGAUACAGCUAUGUCCGGCACCGCAAAUUUAUCCUCAUCGUCAUCAUCGGUUUCCAGUAAAGAGCUCGACGAGCCAAAGCUCCCUGAGGAAGUCACACAUAGCACUAUCGAUAUUGCCAACAAGCCACCUUCUGUCACUGAGCCUACAGUUUCUGAAUUUGAGCUUUCUAAAAAGUCUCCUCGAAGCUCGACAACAUCGCCUGUAGGAACUUGUGCUCAAGAAACGCUCGACGAAGCUCAGAGAGGCGAUGAGGUCCAUGAUGUAGAUAUGCAAGAAACAACGGAGGUUUCGGUAAAGACCAUUGCUCCAGAACCACAUGGCGCAGCUCAGCAGGAUAGUGAAGCUCAAGCUAUGGAUAUUCAAAUGACACCGAGAGAAAGAGACAACCCGACUGCGAUUGAUGGUCCCGGAGGCAGUGAAACUGAAUCAGCAGAUGAUUCUGAUGAAGAUGCCGAGGGCGAGGAGGCUAGUGAGGAAGACACCCUAGAGGCCAAACCACCAUCAGUAACUUCCGACAACACGCCGCAAAUCGUGAUUAUACAAGAAGCAGAGACAACACCGUCUGGAACAUUGGAACAUGGAGAAUCAGAUUCCCAAUCUGUUCCUGCAUCUUUUCCACAACAGACAUCGUCAAGCAGAAGAAAUAUUACCUUGGCAGGUCCAGCCUCCAGUCCCGUGAGGGUCUCUGAGAAGGAAGCAGGAGCGAGAUCGACCCAAUCGACACCCGGGAUGGCAAACAGCCGUCAAAUUUUCAACUUCAGUCAGUCAUGGAAUCACGACGCUUCUCCAACUAUUGUUAAUACUCCCAUGUAUGAGCAAUCUUUAAAACAGCGGCCAAGCCCGUCGCACUUGAAAGAAGAUGCCACAAUAUCCUUCUCUCAACAAAGCCCAUGGGUAGCAAACAAAUUUUCUCAGUAUGCUACACUCUCUCCUGGUUCUUUGCUCGUAAGAGACACAGAAUCAGUGCAAACGGGAACUCGUCACGCUAUCAUUCCAGCUAGUCCAGUAGAGCAAACGCCUUGGACAGAUGAGACGGCGGAACUGCCUGUCGACCCUCCGCAGCGUACACCUAUUGUUGAAAAGGGGGAUCAGCAGGUGUCACAUGAGUCCACCACACCAGUGGUCGAGACUGAAGCUGACGCAGGGGUUCACGAGGAGUAUAUAGCAGCGACUCCCGCUGAGGCAGCAACGCCUGAGCCUCAAUUCUCAGUAAGAUCAUUCGCGUCUUUCGGGAUGUUUUCUCCAGAGCGUAAGGCUCAGCAAGCUAAGCGCGCCGCUUGGAGGAAGUCGGAGUCUGGCCUCCCUAGCACGCAAGCCAUCUUGGCUUCCGCGACCAAGAAUCCUUGGGAAAGCAAUACUUCUGAGCGUCGUGUCUCUUUUGCACCUUUGCCUGAUAUGCAAGGCCCAGAAUCGAGCAUGCCUGCAACGCCGUGCCCUUCUCUUUCCAGACGUCAGGGCUCUCCGCCACCCGAUACCCCUACGUCUGAACUACCUACAUCAGAAGGCGACAAGUUUCAGAAGCACUUCAAUGCCGUCGCGCGGGGACCUAUCAUACGUCGCCAUCACCUUCUCUUGCCAUCAGAGUCCCAGCGCACUGUCGGUAGCCCCUUGCCGGAUGCAAUGGCAGAUGCGUUCCUUUCAGCUGAUCAGCUACGACAACAAAAUACUCUCAACGGUCCUGCUAAGAGCGAUCGUGAGUCGGACGAGUCGCAAGAUCCCUUUGACAUGGUCGCGGACAUCAUGCGUGAGGAAUUCGACCAAGAUAGUAGUAUGGAUGUCACGAUACAAUCACCUGUCAAAACUCAGGGGCAACAGAGUCCAUGGUAG